Molecule: messenger RNA, 1149 nt
Organism: Aspergillus vadensis CBS 113365
Lineage: Eukaryota; Fungi; Ascomycota; Eurotiomycetes; Eurotiales; Aspergillaceae
Product: Zn(II)2Cys6 transcription factor
Exons: 1
Coding region: 1-1149 (382 amino acids)
Biological process (GO): regulation of transcription by RNA polymerase II
Molecular function (GO): zinc ion binding; DNA-binding transcription activator activity, RNA polymerase II-specific
Source: RefSeq, a predicted model, not a curated record
AUGCUGAUCCAAUUCCAGUGUGGAGAAGAGAAGCCGACAUGCGGCAAUUGCAAGAGACAUGGAGUCCAUUGCUCGUUUGCUCUCUCAACUCGAGUGGCAGAGUCAUCACUAUUAGGUGAUCAAAACUCCUUUUCUAGCCAAACAUCCACACCGCAAUCCGACUACAGACCAAGCAACCCCAGCUCUCCGAGCGGUGGUGCAAGUCAGCCGCAGAUGGCGGCGGCACCAGGGCCAGAACUGGCCAUUGCCGACCUGGAGCUUCUGCAUCACUAUAGUACUUCAACCGCCUAUACAUUUUCAUUUCACCCGGUUAUCCAAACACUAUGGCGCAUCGAAGUGCCCCAAAUAGCGUUCAAGGCGCCUUAUACCCUCCGCGCAAUCCUAGCCGUGUCCGCAUUACAUCUGGCCGUUCUCCGCCCAGAAAAACAGGAACAGUAUAUUUCCCAGGCGAGCUACCAUCACGAAGCAUCCUUGAAACUCGCAACGCCAGAAAUAGCCAACAUCACAUACGACAAUUGUACGCCGUUAUUCCUCUUCUCAGCACUUUCAUCAUUCAUCUGCUGCGCCAAGCCGCUCAAAAUGGGCAACUUCCUCCUCUGGGAAGACCACGAAAUUGCCAACUGGCUAAUGAUCAUUCGAGGCACUGGAACCAUUAUCGACUUUGCUCAGGAGUCGUUAAAAUCGGGGCCAUUGCGAACAUUAUUCAGUGUGCAUCGACAACGUCAUGAUCAUUCCGAGAUCCCUGAGCCGCCAACGCAGCACCAAUUUCUCGAGGACUUUCGCCGUUUCGUCCUACAUGAGGCCGCAGAUGAUCACGAGAAGCAGGUCUAUUGUGAUGCGAUCUUCCAUCUGGGCACUUGCUUUACGAUAUGCUUUGAGAAAGGAUGGCGACUUGAAACUUCAGACGUGUUCAGGUGGCUUCUGCGUGUUCCUCAUGACUUCCUGGUCUUUUUGAAAGAAUACCGACCGCUUUCUAUGGUCAUCUUGGGAUACUUUUGUGUACUUUUACAUCAGUUGGAGUGGAUAUGGUGUAUGAAGGGCUGUGGUACUCAUAUCUUGUCGCAGAUUUAUAAUCAGCUCCGUGAACCUGUUCAUCGAGCUUGGCUUCAGUGGCCGAUGGAACAGAUCGGCUUUCUUCCGCCAAGGUAG